This is a messenger RNA of Impatiens glandulifera, 2511 nucleotides long. RefSeq names its product serine/threonine-protein kinase CTR1-like. NCBI's taxonomy places the organism in Eukaryota, Viridiplantae, Streptophyta, Magnoliopsida, Ericales, Balsaminaceae. Bases 44 to 2152 code for a protein of 702 amino acids. The record is from RefSeq and is a predicted model, not a curated record. The transcript is spliced from 15 exons. Gene Ontology annotation, biological process: protein phosphorylation. Gene Ontology annotation, molecular function: ATP binding; protein kinase activity.
GAAAGAGAUCCAUUUUGUGUUUCUCGUUGCUGCGAAGAAAUUAAUGGAGAUCGCGGGUCAAAGAUCGAAUUACUUCCACGACAAACACGCUUCUUCUGUUUCUGUGUCGAUUUCGCCGGAAUUCGAUUCUGCAGUUGCCGGAGAAGAUGGUUAUCAUUUCCAUCAUGUGAUGGAUAGUGAUAGUUCGGUUUCGACGACUAGUAACGAUGGUUUCGGGAUGAAUUUGAGGUUGAAUGGAAGAGAUACCACGUCGUAUAAAAGCUGGGCUCAGCAGACUGAGGAGAGCUACCAGUUGCAGCUAGCUCUAGCACUUCGACUCUCGUCCGACGCAAUGUGCGCGGACGAUUUCAAUUUCCUGGAGCCGACGACGGAUGAAGAGCGCUCCGUUCAGACCGGUUCGAGUCCCCGGUCGGCUCAGGUCCUGACACAAAGAUUCUGGCUGAACGGCUCAAUGACUUAUCAUGAUCAAGUUUCUGAUGGGUUUUACAUGAUUAACGGGAUGGAUCCUUACUUAUGGAGUAUAAGCACUGAUUUUCAAGAGGCAGGGCGAGUCCCAUCAUUUGAAUCUCUCAAGGGCAUUGACCCAAGCGAUGGUUUGUCCAUUGAGGUGACUUUGGUUGAUAAGUUUACUGAUCCUGGUCUGAAGGAACUGCAUCAUUGGAUACUUAGCUUACCUACUAACUUGAUGACUAGUAUAGAAGUUACUCAACUCCUUGCUGAUCUUGUCUAUAGUCGUAUGGGGGGCGAUGCCUCUUGCGGGGAAGAACGUUCUAAUUAUCACUGGAAAGACUGCAUCGAUGCCCUAAAAGCCUCCCAAGGAUCUGUCGUGCUUCCAAUUGGAAGUUUGUCUUUUGGUUUUUGCAUCCACCGUGUGCUUUUAUUUAAAGUUUUAGCAGAUAUGAUUAAUUUACCAUGUCGAAUAACUAGAGGUUGCAAAUACUGUGGGAAGGAUUUUGGUUCAUCCUGUCUUGUACGGCUUGAUAAGGACAGAGAGUAUGUGGUUGAUUUGAUUGGAAGACCCGGAGCUCUAAGUCAGCCUGACUCUUCUCUUAACUGUUCAACUUCAAUGUAUAUUUCUUCACCAUUAUGUCACCCAAGGUCUAGAAAUCUUGAAGUAGCUGAAAACUUCAGGGAUGUGUCAAAGAUAUACUUUUCUGACAAUCAACCUCUUAAUAUUUCUUUUGAUGACACUUCUGUAGAUGAUUCGGAUAUAUGCUGUGCAAAGCCUAAUGAAUUAAAACAUAAUGAACUUGGUGCCUAUGAAUCAUCCGUGUUUCCUGAUCCAGUUUGUAAUUCGAGGUUCAACAGUGUUAGUCAUCAUGAACUUUCUCUCAGUGAGGAGGAUCUAGUCAUCCAAUGGAGUGAUCUCACUUUGAAGGAAAAAAUUGGAUCAGGUUCUUUCGGAACUGUUCAUUUAGCUGAAUGGCGUGGCUCAGAUGUUGCUGUCAAGAUUCUCAUGGAGCAAGAUUUCCUUGAAAAGCUCUGCAGGGAAUUUUUGAGGGAGGUUGCAAUUAUGAAACGCUUGAGACAUCCUAACAUUGUUCUCUUCAUGGGUGCUGUUACUCAGCCUCCUAAACUGUCCAUUAUUACAGAAUAUUUGUCUAGAGGAAGCUUGUAUAAACUUCUGCAAAUACGUGAUGCAGGAGUCAAGAUGGAUGAAAGGCGUCGAUUAAAUAUGGCUUAUGAUGUGGCAAAUGGAAUGAACUACCUUCAUCAGUUAAAACCACCUAUUGUCCAUCGAGAUCUGAAGUCCCCAAAUCUUUUAGUAGACAGUAACUAUACUGUGAAGGUAAGUGAUUUUGGACUCUCAUGUUCCAAGGCCAACACAUUCCUUUCAUCGAAAACAGCUGCUGGGACUCCUGAGUGGAUGGCGCCAGAAGUUCUCCGUGAUGAACUGUCAAAUGAGAAAUCUGAUAUUUAUAGCUUUGGUGUGAUUUUGUGGGAACUCGUGACUCUGCAACAACCUUGGAAAAACAUGAAUGCAACUCAGGUAAUGGCAGCUGUUGGCUUUAAGAGGAGAAGGCUUGAAAUUCCAAGCCAAACCAAUCCUAAAGUAGCGGCCUUGAUUGAAGCCUGUUGGGAUGAGGAUCCACUUAAACGCCCUUCCUUUUCCACUAUUAAGCAAUCACUACAACAAUUCAUCUCUCGUUAAUCCAUACACACUUGCCAGUUCAUGGAAGUAGCGCAGUCACGGUCAAAUAAGCUGAAAUAUCUACUUGCAUGAUCGAUUCUGGUAUUACAACAUUUUAUUAUUCUCCAUAACUCCCAUCCAAACAAACUUCAAAACCCAUUCUUCAAGUUACUGCUAGUCAACUUUCAAAUGAUCGAGUAGAAUAAUAAUAGCAUAAGAUUAUUAUUAUAGUGUAUCUAAGUAAACUUGAUAGCAUGUUGCUUAUUGGAAAAAAGUACAAUAAUUUGUAUGAUUGGAGUUUCAGAUUGUAAAGAACUUAAGUCGAAUGACUAAUUAUAGAAUGAAAAUGUCGAUAUUUUAAGUUUUGUAACCACUUAAGU